Messenger RNA from Epinephelus fuscoguttatus (brown-marbled grouper), 786 nucleotides. RefSeq names its product macrophage mannose receptor 1-like. The record is from RefSeq and is a predicted model, not a curated record. The transcript is spliced from 4 exons. NCBI's taxonomy places the organism in Eukaryota, Metazoa, Chordata, Actinopteri, Perciformes, Serranidae. The coding region runs from base 148 to 783 and encodes 211 amino acids.
GAAGUCUGGAUUGGACUGUACAGAGGCACGUACAGCUGGAGGUGGUCACUGUCAGACACAAGUUUCUACAAACACGGGGAGACAGAGUUCAGACGAUGGAGGGCUGGAGAACCAAGCAAUAUUAUCAAUGCAGCACACUGCACAGCGAUGGAUGAGGAUGGACUAUGGAACAGCCUCCUGUGUAGUAACAGCCUUAAGGUCGUCUGCUCAUAUGUCAGAGGGUCGGAUGUGACAUUUAUCCUCAUCACCAAAUCCAUGACAUGGACUGAGGCCCAGAGCCACUGCAGAGUAAACUACACAGACCUGACCAGUGUGAGGAACAUGACAGAGAACCAGAAGGUACAGGAGCUGAUACCUGCAGGAGAACGUGUCUGGAUCGGCCUCUUCAGAGACUCCUGGAAGUGGUCGGAUGGAAGUAGCUCCUCAUUUAGGCACUGGGUACCAGGGCAACCUGAUGGAGGGAAUCAGCUUUGUGUGGCUGCAGACUUUUACUACUCCGGACAAUGGCGUAACUUGCCCUGUGCCAUCAGGAGAGCGUUCAUUUGCUACAGCACACCUACGACAAAACAAGUGUUCAGACUGAAGUUUCACACACAGGACUCCUCUCUGGAUCCGAAUGACCCUGCUGUGAUGGAGGACACCUUGAAGAAGCUCAAACAGAAGCUGAAGGACCAGGGGCUGGGUGACAACAUCAAACUGAGCUGGAGGAAGCAGCCAGAUGGAAAAGUCUUCCACAAGGAAGAGAAGAAGAAGAAGAAGAAGACCAAAAAGGAUGAGCUUUAAGGC